CCCUGCAUUCAAGCUUACACACACCAUCAUCAUUAUCAUCACCGCCGCAAUGUCCACCGCCAGCGCUGAGACGACCGCACAGCUGCCACCAGCUGCGGGCAGAGUGUUCUUUCAAGCCGGCGUGGGCUGCGCCGGUACCGGCCCGCUACAGCGGGAUGACCCGGUGCAGAAGAAGCAGGGCAAAGUGACAGUGAGGUACGACCGCAAGGAACUGCGGAAGAGACUCAUCCUGGAGGAAUGGAUCAUUGAACAGCUGAGCGAACUGUACAACUGUGAGGAGGAGGAAAUGCCAGAGGUGGAGAUUGACAUUGAUGAUCUCCUGGAGGUGAACAAUGAAGACGAAAGAGUCAUAAAACUACAGGAAUCACUGUCAGACUGCUACAAACCUACUGAUGAAUUUGUGCGCGAGCUGCUCGAUAGGAUAAGGGGAAUGAGGAAACUCAGCGCUCCACAGAGGAAAAGCUUUUAAAUGCUUGAAUAUGCCAACAACAAUCCAGCUACCUGGACUGCAGGUCCUACAAUCUAUCACUCGGUCUAGAGUCACAUCACAGCAUACAAUACGCAAGGACUCCAGAUCCCAAGAUUCAUUUCUCACCAAGAAUCAACAUACAAGAGUUCAUUUUGAAAGCACCCAUAUAUCCCACAAUACAAAACAUAAAAACAAUAUUGUUUAGGACACUUGCAAGCCAUGUCUCCAUUUCCUAAUGCCCCAAGAGCCCCAAAGUUCACCCAGGACACAAUCUAAAACUCAGAAAGAGACUCGCAAACAAUUUCAACAAUCACUUCGGUUAGUCUGGUGUUCCUAACCUUAACUUCUCAAUAGGUCUUAUAGGCCCACUAUAUAAUCACAUUGUUUUGUGCAGUAUUACAGGUAUUUUUAUGUGACCAUGACUGACUUCAAAGCUAUUUUAUACAUUAUUUAUAUUUUCCUUUUUUAUUUUAAACUGAGUCACAACCAGUUUAAAUUUUUCAAAGGUGACAGACUGGUUUUAGUAGCCAUUGGCCUUUGCCACUAACCUCAGAUCAGUUUAUGUCCAUUUACUGUCCUGUUGUCUUUUUUCCAAAUAUGUCAUCCUACAACAGCAAUGAAUGGCCUAUAUACACCAAAUGUCUUUGGCCAUAUUCCGAAUGUCAUGCUAACAUACUAUUCUUACUAUUUCUGCAAUAGAUAGACUGUGUAUUCUCUGGUCAGUAUGCAGAUUUUCUGUAUGCAUGGAAUAACUGAUGACCUACUGCUACAUUUGCCAGAAUGUGCAGCCUAAAACAGAGCACGCUCAGUGAAAUAUGCUCGAACUGACCUUCCAUUUCCAGUGUGACAAAGUAAUAUCGACCAUGAUUUUGAACAUCUCGAUUUUACUUAUGUGCUUAAUAAAAAAAUAAAAAAAUAAAAAAAUACAUUUGCAUUAGUAAUGCAAAAUAAUCGUAUUUAUUUCCAAGAUGAUAAAUGGACGACGUUCACAUGCAACGUAGUGAGGUCAUGUGACAACAAUGUAGCAUGCUACUGUUUGCAUAGUAGCAAAAUAGCUACUGUUUCACUUACAAUUAAAAAAAAAUAAUCUGGUAAUUCUGAUUUGUCACAAUUCUCACAAAAUUUCAAUUCACACUUACGACUUUAAACUCACAACUGUGAGAUAUAAAUUCAGAAUUACCUCUUAUUUUUUAUUCUGUGGCGGAAUCCAGCUUUCAAUGUAUACAUGCUAUAUUGCUUUAAAAAGCAUUGUGAUCUCUUAUAAUAAUGAGAAAUAAAGUCACAAUUACGAGAUCUAAAUGAAAAAUGCGCAACUGAGACAUAAAUUUGCAAACACGAGAUGUAAAGUUGCAAUUAGGAGAUCUAAAGUCAUAGUUGCAAGAAAUAAAGUCACAACUGCAAAAUCUAAAGGUGCAGCAGUGAAAUUGAGAAAUAAAGUCGUAAUUGCAAGAUAUAAAAUUGCAAUUGCUAGAUCAACAGGCAAAACUGAGAUAUAGACCUCAUUCACAGUAGCACCAUCUUUGAUUUUGAAUGGGAAUGACAACGAGGCUGUAAGGGAUAGACUUUCCAUCUCUUCAAUGGGCUGUACUGCAGUUUAAAAUGUUUUUGAACCACUCCACAGACAAACCAUUGAUAAAAUAUCUGUCCAAAAAUGUUCAGUUUACAAAGAACAACAGACAACAUGAGUUGUGGAAAAUCAGAUGUGAUCUAGGAGCUUUUUUACAGCUUUAUACCGUUCGUGCCAUUGAAGAGAUGGUAAGACUAUCCCUCACAGCCACAUUGUCAUUCCCAUUAAAAAUCAAAGAUGGCGCUAGCGUGAAUAAGGUCUAUAGGCUGGGAUUCUCAAUAGCAUUGCAACUUAAGCUUUCAUCUUAAUUAAUGUUGCUUGUUAUUUGAGGAUGUAGUAGCGGCUGUUUCCCAAACAAGCACGUAGAUCGCUUGUUAUAAAGUAGAACUUAAGUGCUUCAUUACAGGAGCUGUCCAGUCCAAAGGUGCUGAAAAUUUGGCCAGUAUGUCCAGGAGUUUGUAUUCUCAACAUGAAAAUAAUGUGGAAAUACUAACAAACAUGGAAGAUGCUUGUAACCUUAUUGAGGUGCUGAAAUUCAUUAACUGUUACAGAGUUUAAUUAAAGAAAUAACGAUGGCUUUGGUAAUACGGGGUUUAAGAUGUAUUGAUGCUCAACUGAUAGAGAUUAAUUAAAGUGACGCAAGAUAUAAAGUCAGAAUCACCUUUUUUUAUUUCGUGGUGGGAUCAAGGCACCAUAUUAUACUGCUCAGUAAGUUAGUGUUCCAUUCCAAACAUAGCCAUUGAUUUUAUUGCUGGCCAUUCUUCCUUAUCCCACAUACAACUUGAGCAAAGCAUGAUGGCAUGUGUAGUCUUUCAGUGCUAGCGUCACAAAUAUGGCACACAGUCUCUGUGUAAUGUUCAGUUUGAAGUCAUUUAAUUGGUCAGAGUACAUAUCAGUCUAUCAUGUAACCAUUGCAUUUGUGAUGUUUGAUAACAUAACACAGUAACUGUACUUAGAUCUUUGAUUUUGGUAUAACUAGAGUUUAAAGGAUUUGGUUGGGAUGUUCUGCCUGAAAAUAAAAAUAAAAAAAGAAAAGAAAAAGAUUUGAAUGAUUCUAGAAGACAACAAGGGCUGCAUGACUAUUUAUAGAUCUCUUAUGAACAGACGCACUGUGACGAACGAUAGCGUUAAUGAGAGUCUAAUGAUCGCUGGAUGAGGUAUCUAGUUUUAUGAUUCAAGCCAUUAAUGUAAUCACUCAAAUAAUUAAAAUCUAGGCUUUUAUCUCCUUAGACUCAUUCUUCGGUUUCACAUGGAGGCUGCCAAAGAAUAUAGAACGGUUGAAUACAAACAUAUUAUCAAGUGCUAUUUGUGUAAACUGAUACAUGUACAGUAUACUAUGUUACACUUUAAAGAACUUUAUAAUCUUUCCAUCACUGGUGUCAUUCUCAUGGGUUAGAUUUGUGUUUGACAGUGUAAGUCGUAUAACAAGGAAUCCAGGGGAAAAACUAUGGUGCUGUUUAAACUCCUAAUCCUCUACAGUGUGGAUGGAUGAUGCGUUUUGCAGGCCGUGAGAGAAAGGGAAAAAGCAAGAUUCAUUCUGGAUCCAGUCCUAACACUCUGGAGGAAUCUUCUUUUUUAUUCAGUAGUUUCACAGAUUUCCCAACAUAUAAACUCUGUGCAGAUGCAUCACUUGCCAUCUGCUUCAAUCAGAGAUUCUGUUGGCCAGCUACUAAGUGUUGAUGUGGAUUUAAAGGGAUAGUUUACCCAAAAUGAAAAUACUGCCACCAAGUUCUCACCCUCAUGUCUUUUGAAACCUGAAAAUCGAUAGAAAUAAACAGAAUUGCAACUUUUGGGUGAAUUAUUCCUUUAAUGAGAUUGUGUGUUUUCAAGUAUCCUUUGACCCUUCUCUCUGAGAAGAACAUUCAGGGUUUAGGCUGAUCUUUCUUUAGUUAUUUUUGUUUCUAAAAUGUUCGAAAUGUAUUUUAGUGUACGAUAGCUUUAUUUAUGCAUGUUUUACUGGCAUGAUAGAAUUUCUUUUGCGAUCCAUCGCGUACUUUAGCGAUGAUUUGUCUCUUUUUAUACCUUAUAUUACAAGUAUUACUCUUAUUAAUAUCAAAUUCACGACUUUUUCAUAAUUUUUCUCGACUGUAUAUCUGCAUUUCUGGUGUUUUUAAUUGUUCUGGGUUUUUUUUAAAUAUGUAAAGUGUGGUCUUCUGUGCUGUUCUACUUUUACAUUUCAAUAAAAGCGAA
Molecule: messenger RNA, 4226 nt
Organism: Myxocyprinus asiaticus (Chinese sucker)
Lineage: Eukaryota; Metazoa; Chordata; Actinopteri; Cypriniformes; Catostomidae
Product: protein phosphatase 1 regulatory subunit 14C-like
Exons: 4
Coding region: 50-469 (139 amino acids)
Biological process (GO): regulation of phosphorylation
Cellular component (GO): cytoplasm
Molecular function (GO): protein serine/threonine phosphatase inhibitor activity
Source: RefSeq, a predicted model, not a curated record